This is a messenger RNA of Haemonchus placei, 492 nucleotides long. Lineage: Eukaryota; Metazoa; Nematoda; Chromadorea; Rhabditida; Trichostrongylidae. The record is from the annotation of a GenBank genome assembly.
AUGAGCCUGCACAGUUUGCGUCAAUGUGCACCACUGACUCCAACGCUGCGCUUGUCUGGUGAUAUAACGCCUGCUUGCCUUCUGUUGAUUGGUUCGUGCUGUCCGCGUUUCACGUUCAACAAGAAUCUGCUUCUGAAAGUUCCUCGAUAUUCUAUUGUAUUGCAGAUUUUUGAAAUCAUGUCUUGUACGAAAACUGAACCGGUCGCCACAGAAACUGUUACUGAGGAGCAAACCGAACUUGUUCUGCGUCUAUCUCGCGAGCCUGAGAGACCUCAUGUGAACUGGACCACAGAUACCGUUGACAACGAGAAUUUGGGCAGGAAGAAAAGCAAAUGUUGUUGUAUUUACAAAAAGAAGAAAACGUGGCAGGACAGCAGUAGCAGCGACGACUCGGACUGCGAAACUGGCAACUGUCGGGGUCACGUGGAAAAGAAGAAGGAACAUGACAGCCAUUCAGAUGGAGGCGAUCAUGCUGGACCUUGCGAACAUUGA